This is a messenger RNA of Medioppia subpectinata, 1284 nucleotides long. Lineage: Eukaryota; Metazoa; Arthropoda; Arachnida; Sarcoptiformes; Oppiidae. The record is from the annotation of a GenBank genome assembly.
AUGACUAUAUACCUUAUCGUAUCUAAGGGUGAAGCUAGGGCCCAGAGACGACUAGUAAGUGAGGGAUUGGUAACCAUUCCGAGUCCAUGGGAUCGCAUUAACAUAUUCUCCAAACUUACAUUCAGUUGGGUGUGGAGUCUAUUCAUUCGGGCGCACAAAAGGGACCUUAAUUUUAGUGAUGUCUACCGGUGCCCAAAAUCAGAUGAGACACAUUUGGUCCGACAUAAGCUUGAAAUAAAAUGGGAUAAACAACUCAAAAGUAAAGGAAAGCCAUCGCUAUUUUGGGCACUAAUGACAUCGUUCGGACCCGAACUUAUUGAAUUGGUGCUGACCCUACUUCAGGCGUAUUGUAUCACUUAUUUGGUGAGAUAUUUCAACAAUGACCCCAACACUAGCCAGUGGUGGGCGCGGUGGGCAGCCCUGGUGGGGGUCAGAGUACGGACCGCCUGUUGCGCUCUUAUCUACCGCAAGUCUCUGCGCUUAAGUCACUCAUCACUCGGAAAGACAACGGUUGGCCAGAUAUUAAACAUUAUGUCUAACGAUAUCCACAGAUUUGAUGAGUUUGCAUUGCGAUCGCAAGCAUUAUUUGUGGCGCCAAUGCAGGCGGCGAUUGUGUUAUACCUGUUGUGGCCAUACCUUCGGUGGGCGUGUUUGGCCGGUAUGACAGCACUAAUGGGUCGUAUGUUUCGUAAUAUACGUCAAAAGACGGCCAAAUUAACCGACAGUCGAAUCCGUUUAAUGCAAGAGAUUAUCGCCGGAAUGCGUGUCAUAAAGAUGUACGCCUGGGAACAGCCCUUCGCAUUAUUGGUCGCAACCGCUCGCAACUGCUCAAACAAAGUUCCUUAUGACAAGGGCAGACUGUCCGAAGUGAAACAAAUUCGAUGGUCAAACUUUUUGAAAGGCGUUAAUCAGUCGAUUAAUUUUGUGUUAAUACGGGUUAUAAUAUACGCCUGUUUUCUAACAUAUGUACUGACGGGUGGGCUGUUGUCGGCGGAGACGGCUUUUGCUACUAUUGCUUACUUCGAUGCAAUACGUAUUACUAUAGGGUAUAACGCACCCAUGGCCGUUUCUGCUCUAGGUGAAAUAAUUUCAGUAAUCAAACGUAUGCAGGAUUUUUUAUUACUCGAAGAGAUGAGUGGUUUGGAUGAGAGAGAAGGGAAAGACAACGAGGCGUUCAUUUCGGGGGAAAAUGAGAUAAUUCUCGGAGUAAUAGAAAACACUUCGAGUAAUGAAGAAAAAGGCGUUUUUAUGGACAAAAUGAUCGUUCGUUGGAAUAAUGUAUGA